GUGUUGUAUGUGUGUGAGUGUUUUAAUUCUUUGUUUAAGGCACAGACGCUUGCGCAUAAAACAUUUGUUUAUAUUGCAAAGUUUUCGGCGGAUCAUCUUCAGUUCUCAUAGAUCGAUCAAAACGAUUUAUUAAUUGGAUCUCUAGAACGUUAAUCAAAUUAUAUUUAAAAAAGCUGUGAUUUUUUGUUCAUUUUUUAAAAGAAAUUGAUAUAAAAAUGGCGCGUGCAGUGUUUUGCAUGGCCGUCGCUUGCAUUUUAGUGCAAUGCGCGUUCUCUGUUAAAUUAGAUGCAGAGAACCGACGUCUGAUUCUCGAUAUUAAAGAUCAGAAAACUACCAAUAAACAGUACUACUCGUCAAACUUUGACACAAACGCUUACCGUUACGGUUAUGAUAUUGGUAAGACCGGUAAUUUCCAUCACGAAACUCGUGGUCCCGAUGGCGUCACCUACGGCUGUUACGGUCACAUCGAUCCCUAUAAAAUUUUACGCGCCACACAUUACGUUGCCGAUAAUCACGGUUAUCGCACAGUCGAACCCGAAAAGCCAGUAGUAACAUAUCCCCUACCUGAUGAUCCCGCCACUGGCAAAAGCAACGGUGUCCUUUUGCAAUGGAACGAACUUUACUUCCCCAUUGGUUGCGGCAAGUUCGAAGGUGGUGUCCGCCCCAAUAUUCCCUUGAUUUUCGUCGAAGAUAACAAAGGAAAGGAGACAGUCGCUCUAGGACUUUCUAAAUUCCCUUCUAUAGUGAUUAAGGGUUCGGACCAAAAGAGUCCUCAGAUUCAUAGAUACGGUGAAAACAGUAAUAAGCGUGUAACUGGUGGAACAGGUCUAUUCGACACUGGUAAAGGUCAUACCUUCGAAGGUUCCCCAGGUGUUCAGUCCCCAUCUUCCCAUUCGGUUGCAGCCUUGAGACCCAGUGGUAAUGGAAAAUACAAUGGCAAUGGAAAAUACAAUGGAAAAAAUGAUAAUAACAAUGGCCAAUACAAUCAUGUUCCAAAUCCCUACGGUCAUGUAGUUGGUGCCCAAGGAGGACAUGGUGGUUUCGGUGGUAACGGAGGUCAUGGCGGUAAUGGUGGUAAUGGAGGUUUCGGUGGUAACGGUGGUGCCGGAGGUUUUGGACCCGCAGGAACUCCUGGUCCAAAUGGACCUCCUGGUCCUAAUGGACCUCCCGGACCUAAUGGACCCCCUGGACCACCUGGUCCACCCGGACCUCAUGGACCCACCUCCCCCGGACCUAAGGGACCUUUCGGACCACCAGGUCCUCCUGGACCAACUGGACCCGGCAGCUAUGGACCACCAGGACCCCCCGGACCUGAUGCUCCAGGAAAACCUGGUAAAUACGUAGGAAGCGGCAGUUCUGGAAACUAUAAUGUCGGCGCUGGCAAUGGUUAUAACAACAACGAUGGUCAUUCCGUGUCAGGUUUUCCUGGAGCCAACGGAUACACACAAGGAAAUGGUAAAUAUAAUAAUUAUGAUGAUGGUAGAUAUAAAGGCAUUCAAGAGGGUAAAUACUAUCAUGAUGAUUCUGGAAAAUAUGUUCAUAUUGAAGGUCCAACUGGUCCCCCAGCACCACCAUACGUCCACAUUGUAGGACCCAACGGCGGUUUUGGCGGCGAAGGCGGUUUCGGAGGCAAUGGUAAUGGUGGCGGUGUCGGACCCGGCGGCCCUAAAGGACCCGGUGGCCCCAAAGGACCCGGUGGCCCUAAAGGUCCUCCCGGACCUCCUGGCCCACCCGGACCUCCUGGACCUAAAGGACCAACUGCUCCCGGACCCAAAGGACCAUAUGGCCCUCCUGGACCUCCCGGCCCACCCGGACCAACUGCUCCUGGACCAAAGGGACCCUAUGGCCCACCCGGACCUAGCGCUCCUGGACCAAAGGGACCCCCUGGACCUCCCGGCCCUCAUUCUCCCGGUCCAUACGGACCUCCCGGCCCACCUGCCCCUGGUCCAUAUGGUCCUCCCGGCCCACCUGCUCCUGGUCCAUAUGGUCCACCCGGACCCAGUCGUCCAGGUCCACCAGGUCCCGCUCCUCCAAGUCCACCCAACUCUAACGGAAGACCACCAAAGAAACCUAAAGAUCCCAGAGAAUCCGAUUUGUCUGUUCCUGGCUACUUGCCUCCUCAUCAGAAAAAUGGUAAAAUAACUCAAACUAAUAAUACUUUUUCAUACCAAGUAGAUAGAGUUCCACCAACGAAUACCAAUACGCAGACAUCUUUUGUGUCCAAUUAUCCCCAAAAUAAUGACUACACACAAAAGAAGGUCACCACAACAACUACCACAACUUCCACUUCCACAAACACAAUCAAUAGCAAUAAGAAUAAUUUAGAAAUUAAUAAUCUUAAUGAUAAAACUGUUAAUACUAAACUAACCUAUAUUCCUCCUUCUUCUUCCUCCCCCGCUCCCAAACCCCAACAACCCAACAAUCAACAACAACAAAAAAUCCCACCAAACACAUAUAUCCUUACAAAUACCGCAAAUCUCCAGGUCCCGGAUACCACUAUUGAGAAGGACAAGCCCCAUACGACCUACACCACAACGACGACAACUAAUCAAAAUUAUGGUAAUAAUAAAUCAGAUUUGAAUAAAGAGAAGACAGUUGUAACGACUCAAACGAAUAAAAAUACAUACACAAAUACGAACACAAAUACAAAUACCAAUACUUAUAGUAGACCUCAGGUAGUUGAAAAGAUUACAACGACAACAAAUACGUAUUCUAGACCUCAAACCGAUAAGGUGACCACAGUAGAGAAGGUAACCACAACCAAUACAUAUUUACCUCCCCAAAAAGUGGUGACCACUAACACAUAUGAGAGUGGCAAACCCAUAACUGUUGAAAAAGUAAUAACUACAGCUUAUAAAACACCCGAAAAGGUGGUAACUACACAGACAGGAUCCUACGUUGAAUCUCAUGGUAAAGAUACGACUACUACCGUAUACAAAACACCUGAAAAGGUAGUGACUACAGGUUCAUACAUUGAAUCCCAUGACAAUGAUAAGACCUCGACCGUUUAUAAAACUCCCGAGAAGGUUGUAACAACAGGAUCCUAUAUACAGACCCAUGACAAUGAAAAGACAACAACGACCUACAAACAACCAGAAAAGGUUGUAACAACAGGCUCCUACAUUCAGUCCCAUGGCAAUGAUAAGACAACGACGACCUUCAAACAACCUGAAAAGGUUGUAACAACCCAAACAGGAAAUUACAAUGACAAAACGGUCACUACUACUUAUAAACAACCGCAGCCUUUCAAUCAAGUCAACAAGGAAAAGGUUACCGAAAAGGUUACUAGUACGUAUGUGAGCAACAAUGAGUAUCAGAAGAGAAAACCCGAACAACCACAACAACAAUUUACGACUGUGACAAAAACCGAAACUUAUACACAACAACAAAAUAAACAAAAUGUAACUCCCCGUCCCUCUUCCCCCUUCCCUACACAGAAUACUGACAACUUUUGCCCGUGUCUAGCUGAUAAGGCUCAUUCAUCCAAAACUUCAACUUCCUCAACCUCUUCCUUUUCCACCAAUGGUUUUUCCACAUCACAAAACAGCAAUCCUUCCUCUUCCUCCUACCUAAACAGCAACAAUUAUCAACAACAAUUCACGACUAAUGGCGGCUUCACAGGUCAAGCACACUUUGGUAGCAUAAUGAGUUCAAUGGCUUUGUUGCAACAGAUUCCCGUAGUUCCUCAAGUACCCGGUUAUCCAGCAUUCUAUCCCCCCGACAAAAUUCCCAAGGGAGCCAUUGUCGCUUUUAUGCCUGUCAUUAUACUGCCCGAAGCUGCCUAUACUAAAUGCGAUGAGAACUCCAAACAGUUUUCUAGCGAACAUAUUCAAAACCCAUUGGGAGUGCAACCCGCUUCAAUUCCCUUCGGAUUUAACUCCAUCUUCCCCAAUAGUGCUAAGAAAGACCAGUGCAUGUGCCCCUGCUCAUGCACCCAAAACAUACCAGAACAUCUUCACACAAAACGUGAAGUAGAGAAAGAUGAUGCAAAUACUGCUUCUAGCACCACUGACCACUUGACCGAAGAGACAAAAGUUGAUAGCAAAGUGAGUGAAAACAAUGACUCGCAGAUUGCAGCUGAGACCAAGGAAAUCGAUACGACUGCAACGAAAACGACCGCUGAAGCCGAACCUGAAAAGGCGGCUGUAGUAGUCGAAGACGAGAAAAAAGAAUAAAUUAACGACGUUUGAGUGAAUAUUCCCGUUCCAAAUGAAACAAAAUAUCAAUCCCGAUUUCCAAUUCCCGUCUCCCAAUUCCUGCUUCCUGUACGUCUAAUGAUCCCGCUCCCGAUCCUCAAAUCCCAAUGCGAUUAUAUACUAACUCAAAUGAUAACAAACAAUGACAAAUUAAAAUGUGUUCGCUUUUUUUAUUAUUAUUUCUUUAUCACUACCUAAUGUAUUGUAUUAUUAUGUAUGAUGUAUUUGUUACUAAAAAAAAAAUUGUUAAAAAGUUCUCCUCUCCACCACCAAAACACCCACAUACCAAUCUAUACUCUAAAACAAAAAAAAAAGAAAAAAAUUUUUGAAUGAAUGAAAUAAUAAUGAUAUUAACGAUAUAA
Lucilia cuprina (Australian sheep blowfly) is the source of this 4558-nucleotide messenger RNA. RefSeq names its product collagen alpha-1(I) chain. The record is from RefSeq and is a predicted model, not a curated record. Lineage: Eukaryota; Metazoa; Arthropoda; Insecta; Diptera; Calliphoridae. The transcript is spliced from 9 exons. The coding region runs from base 216 to 4175 and encodes 1319 amino acids.